Molecule: messenger RNA, 1374 nt
Organism: Plasmopara halstedii
Lineage: Eukaryota; Oomycota; Peronosporomycetes; Peronosporales; Peronosporaceae
Product: tubulin gamma chain
Exons: 2
Coding region: 1-1374 (457 amino acids)
Biological process (GO): cytoplasmic microtubule organization; microtubule nucleation; mitotic sister chromatid segregation
Cellular component (GO): nucleus; centrosome; gamma-tubulin complex
Molecular function (GO): GTP binding; structural constituent of cytoskeleton
Source: RefSeq, a predicted model, not a curated record
AUGCCGCGCGAGAUCAUCACUCUGCAGGCGGGCCAAUGCGGCAACCAGAUUGGUAUGGAGUUUUGGAAGCAAUUGUGCGUGGAGCACGGCAUUUCAGCGGAUGGUAUUGUGCAGGAUUUCGCAACGUCAGGACACGACCGAAAGGACGUUUUCUUCUACCAAGCGGACGACGAGCAUUAUAUUCCUCGAGCGCUGCUUAUGGACUUGGAGCCGCGUGUUAUCAACACUAUCAAUACAUCAAGCUUUAAGAAUCUAUAUAAUCCAGAAAAUUUUUUUGUGUCGAAAGAAGGAGGUGGUGCGGGCAACAAUUGGGCGUCGGGGUACCAUCAAGGAGAAAUGCAUCAUGAUCAAUUGAUGGAGAUGAUUGACCGAGAAGCGGAUGGAUCUGACAGUCUUGAAGGCUUUGUAUUGUGUCAUUCCAUUGCUGGUGGUACUGGUUCUGGUAUGGGCUCUUACCUAUUGGAAAAUCUUAACGAUCACUUUCCGAAAAAGCUCAUUCAAACGUAUUCCGUGUUUCCGAACCAAGCAGACUUUCAAAGUGAUGUGGUAGUACAACCGUACAAUUCGCUACUCACAAUGAAGAGACUGGUACUGAAUGCAGAUUCAGUGGUCGUGCUGGACAACACAGCACUGAACAGGAUAGCAGUAGAGAGGCUAAGAGUGGAGAACCCAACGGUUUCCCAGCUAAAUUCGCUGGUAUCCACUGUUAUGGCUGCUAGUACCACGACGUUAAGAUACCCUGGGUAUAUGAAUAACGAUCUUAUUGGACUCGUAGCAUCAUUAAUCCCGACCCCUCGGUGCCAUUUUUUGAUGACAGGAUACACUCCUCUGACAAUUGAUGCGCAAGUGUCAACGGUAAGGAAAACGACGGUACUCGAUGUAAUGCGACGUCUGUUGCAGCCCAAGAAUAUUAUGGUGAGCACAUCGACGAAGACGGGAUGCUACAUCUCGAUACUUAAUAUUAUUCAAGGAGAUGUGGAUCCGACUCAAGUGCAUAAGUCGCUGCAGCGGAUUCGGGAACGAAAGCUCGCACGCUUUAUUCCGUGGGGACCUGCUUCGAUUCAAGUAGCUUUAUCGCGUAAAUCGCCGUAUGUGGAGACGGCACACAAGGUGAAUGGGCUCAUGCUGGCCAAUCAUACGAGCAUAGGCGCACUAUUCCACAAAUUAUUAUUACAAUACGAUCGACUUAAAAAGCACGGAGCUUUUAUUGAAAAUUAUCGAAAAGAGCCCAUGUUUGCUGACAAUCUGGACGAGUUUGAUAGCGCUCGCGAGGUCGUACAGAAUCUAGUGGAUGAGUAUAAGGCCAGUGAACGCGCUGACUACGCUACGUGGGGACAGCCGCCUGCUAAUAAUGGGCGUGCGGAGUUGAGUUAG